AGCACCAUCUUAUUUCAGAUCACUUUACAGCACCAUCUUAUUUCAGAUCAAUUUACAGCACCAUCUUAUUUCAGAUCACUUUACAGCACCAUCUUUUUUAGGCUUAGGAGAUUUUUGUUAAAAUGAAACGUUGGUUAAUAUCGACCAAAGACAACACAGGGAGGCCAGCGGAGAGACCAGCGGAGAAGCACCACUGUCACUGCUAUAGCUAUAAGUCGGGCUAUGCAUGGGGAUAAACUGGCCCGUGAGCUAGAAUCGGUGCCGCUGUCUAGCGGGACUAUUGCCCAGCGCAUCUCCGACAUGGCCCAGGAUAUAACGUGUCAGCUGGGGGAGAGAGUGAAGAAAGGGAAAUACGCUUUACAGUUAGAUGAAUCCAGAGAUGUAUCAAACUGCCCAGCUGCUUGUAUUCGUCAGAUACAGUUUUAACCGGAAAACUUAACGAGGACUUUCUGUUUUGCACCCCGCUGGAGGGAACAUGCACAGUUGAGGACAUUUGACCACAAACUAAAAGAAGAUGGACUGUCUUGGAGCGAGUGCAUCGGUGUGUGUACAGAUGGAAAUGAUUGUCAGUGGAUCAGAAUUUCUGUUUGAAGCUUUAGACCACAAGCUGUACUUCAAGGAGGUGAAGAUAUUAGUACCACCAAACUGGACUACAGGAAAGUAUGAGCGAGCAACAACAGAAUGCUUUGACAAGGGCAGAAUAAGAAUUGAUAACGCAAAUUCUGCAUUUGGUGAUGAGCCAUACACUCCCCAAGUCACAGGCUGUGGAACUGAGGCUCAAUACAUUCAUUUCACCCCAAAGUAUCUGUUAGACAAAGAUCUGUACAAAAAUGUAUACGGACCUAAAGGAAGAGUUUUUGUGCAUGAAUGGGCUCACCUCAGAUGGGGGGUAUUUGAUGAAUAUAAUAAGAAUGAGCCCUUUUACCUGUCUGCUGGUCAGAAUAAACCAACAAGGUGUAGUGAUAAAAUUUUAGGAGAGACAUUACAAGUUAUUAAUCAAAGUACUCAAUCUUGCUGGUUUCAUAUGACUGGCCUUCCCACAUCCAGCUGUAAAUUCUUUCCAAAUGUAAAGCAAAUUACAAAUGUCUCAAUAAUGUACUCGCCCAGCAUGGAUUCAGUAAGAGCAUUUUGUAACGAAGAGGAACAUAACGCUGAAGCCCCCAAUGAACAGAAUUCAAAGUGUAAAAAGCUCUCAACACGUACAGUGAUCUUUCAGGAAUCCGUAGACAAAGAUGCCCUUCACAAUCUAAAGCCUCUUCCAUCUCCACCGCCAGCUCCAACAUUCAGAGUCCUACAGAGGGGAACUCGGGUCGUCUGCCUCGUGCUUGAUGUCUCAGGAAGCAUGGCGAACGCAAGAAUAAAACAACAACAACAAUCUGCAUCAGUUUUUUUAAACCAUGGCAUACAAGAACAGCAGUUUGUGGCUCUUGUGACUUUUAGCACCAAAGCUAAAGUACUCAGCCCACUGACGUUAAUAGAUGGACAAGCCACAAGAGACAAACUAAUACAUAUGUUGCCAACAAACGCACAAGGAUCAACAAAUAUCUGUGAAGGACUCAGAGAAGGCUUUAAGGUUCUUCGAAAGGAUGAUAAUAAAACAAUCGGAGAUGAAAUAAUAUUUCUCACAGAUGGAGAAGCAACUGAUAAUAUUCAAGAGUGUUUACAGGAAGCUGUUCAAAGUGGCUCAAUCAUUCACACCAUAUCAUUUGGCCCAAAAGCAGACAGUGUACUGAAGAUCAUGGCAGAUCAAACAGGGGGAAAGUUUUAUGUAGUGCCAGAUUCUAAAUAUUCCUACAAGCUUGUGAAUGUCUUUUCCUCAUUGACACUGUUCGAUGGAAAUCCCAUGACACAGCCCAUUCAGCUGGAAAGCACUGAAAAGGUUGACGUUUGGUUGAAUGGAACAGUUCCCAUCGACCGGACUGUAGGAAACCAGACCACCUUUAUUGUCACUUAUGAAACUAGUGCACCCACUGUGUACUUACAGUCACCCAGUGGUUUGGUUUACGACCAGAGAAACACCUCCGACAUUGCCAACACCAUUACUCUUACUGUUCCAGGAACUGCAGAGCCAGGUGAUUGGAAGUACAUGUUCCUCAGUGAAGGCACAGCUGCUCAGGCAAUUAGUUUAAUAGUAAUUAGUCAAGCAGCUCAUGAAGAUGUUUAUCCAGUCACAGUUACAGUCAGAAUGAUCCAGGAGACCAGUGAUGACACCAAACCUUUGCUGGUGUUGGCUGAGGUCGCUCAGAAUUAUAACCCUGUUCUGGGGGCCAGCGUUUCUGCAACACUUGAGUCAGAUGAAGGACAAUCGGUCAGUCUGCAGCUCCUUGAUAACGGCGCAGGAGCUGAUUCUUUCAAAGGUGAUGGCACCUAUUCCAGAUAUUUAACUAAAAUAUUACGUGGAAAAUACAGUCUAAAAGUGAGAGUGGAAAAUCAACACACAGAAGUUCAGUUUCCUCCCUACAGACACAGCGGUGCCCUCUACAUCCCUGGAUAUGUUGAUGAUGGUGAAGUGAAAUUAAACCCUCCUGAGCCACCAAUAAACCUGAAGCCAGUUGAUGUGGGCAGCUUCAUUAGAACAGUAACUGGGCAGAGUUUUGUAGUGGAAAAAGAUAUUUCUAUAAACUUCCCUCCGAAUAUGAUCACAGAUCUGAUUGCAGAACUGCAGGAGGACACCGUGAUUCUCACAUGGACGGCUCCUGGUGAGGAUUAUGAUCUGGGAAGAGCCAAAUCCUAUGAAAUCAGGUGGAGUGAAGAUUUUAAGACAAUCCAAUACAGCUUCAGCAGCACUAAUCUGGUCAACACUUCUGGACUCGUCCCUCAAACCUUCGGCUCACCUGAAAAACAUACUUUCCAGCCCAGUAUCACACUUCAACAUCACACUACGCUGUUCAUUGCUAUUCAGUCAGUGGACCAACAAGCAGCAAAGUCUGAGAUAUCCAACAUUGCUCGAGUAACCAAGUAUGUCCCAACUCAUAGACCCCCACCAAGCUCAAAGCCAGACCUGAACCUACCACCUCAAGCACACAGCUCAAAUCCAGGCCUGAACCUACCACCUCCAACACCCAGCUCAAUUCCAGGCCUGAACCUGACUGCUAUUAUCUUUUCACUCGGUGUGAUGACCAUCGUAGUGUGUCUUAUAGCUGUGGUCAUCACAUGGGUACUGAAGCGGAGAACACAUUAUAUUAUUAACAGAACAAGAACAAGUGAAAUGUCAUUAAUAGAACAAUACAAGCCUAAAGAAUUUGACUGUAUUGCUCCAAUCUGAUUUGUUUUUUCACAUUUCACAUUAUGAGACUAGUGUGAACCCA
Molecule: messenger RNA, 3308 nt
Organism: Hemibagrus wyckioides
Lineage: Eukaryota; Metazoa; Chordata; Actinopteri; Siluriformes; Bagridae
Product: calcium-activated chloride channel regulator 1-like
Exons: 14
Coding region: 515-3265 (916 amino acids)
Source: RefSeq, a predicted model, not a curated record